AUGCAUUUCAUGAACCCGCCUGUCAUCAUGUCAUUGGUGGAGGUGGUGCCAGGGCUUGCCACGUCAGACCACACGCUGCACCUCACCAAGGGCCUCGCGCACAGGUGGGGGGAUAUUGGAUGGGGGGAUAGGGCCUUCUAUGCGCUGCUGGAGGGGGUGGGCACUCCCAUGGACAUCGAUAGGGGCAUGAAGCUCGGGCUGGACACAUGUGUCGCCAUCAUGCAAGUGCUGCACGCAGGGCUGGGAGACGCCAAGUACCGCCCCUGCCCUCUGCUCUUCCCUCAAUCACCUAUCUCUGCUCCCCACUGCGCGAUACACUCCCCCCAUCUGUCCCCCAUGUUCCAGCCCAUGGGACCUUUGCAUCUAGCGGACCUGAUAGGGCUGGACACCUGUGUCGCCAUCAUGCGAGUGCUGCAUGCGGGAUUAGGAGACGCCAAGUACCGCCCCUGCCCUCUGCUCGUGCAAUAUGUAGAUGCUGGGUGGCUGGGUCGCAAGAGCGGGCGCGGUGUGUAUGAGUAUCCCAGGCAGGAGGAGGUGGGAGGAGACGCCAAGUACCGCCCCUGCCCUCUGCUCGUGCAGUAUGCAGAUGCUGGCUGGCUGGGUCGCAAGAGCGGGCGCGGCGUGUAUGAGUAUCCGACACAGGAGGAAGGGGGGAGGGAAGGGGAAGUGGAAGGGGAGGGUGGGGAGAAGGAGGUGAGAGGGAGACAGCUGGCAGGCAGACAGGCUGGGCACUAG
This is a messenger RNA of Closterium sp. Naga37s-1, 735 nucleotides long. Lineage: Eukaryota; Viridiplantae; Streptophyta; Zygnematophyceae; Desmidiales; Closteriaceae. The record is from the annotation of a GenBank genome assembly.